Molecule: messenger RNA, 960 nt
Organism: Tupaia belangeri chinensis (Chinese tree shrew)
Lineage: Eukaryota; Metazoa; Chordata; Mammalia; Scandentia; Tupaiidae
Product: olfactory receptor 5W2
Exons: 2
Coding region: 1-960 (319 amino acids)
Biological process (GO): G protein-coupled receptor signaling pathway
Cellular component (GO): membrane
Molecular function (GO): G protein-coupled receptor activity; olfactory receptor activity
Source: RefSeq, a predicted model, not a curated record
AUGAGAUUGUUAAAACAAAGAAGAAUGGAUAGGGGAAAUUGUUCUUCAAUAACUGAAUUUUUUCUCCUGGGAAUUACCAAUAAGCCUGGAAUGAAAAUGACCCUAUUUACCACAUUUUUAGUUGUUUAUCUCAUUAAUCUCCUGGCUAAUCUUGGAAUGAUCAUCCUAAUUAGGAUGGACACCCAGCUGCACACACCGAUGUACUUCUUCCUCAGUCACCUGUCUUUCUGUGACCUCUGCUAUUCCACUGCAAUUGGACCCAAGAUGCUGGUAGACCUACUUGCUGAGAACAAAUCAAUCCCUUUCAUUGGCUGUGCUCUGCAAUUUUUGAUCUUAUGUACCUUUGCAGAUUCUGAGUGUUUACUGCUGGCCGUGAUGGCCUUUGAUCGGUACAAGGCCAUCAGCAACCCUUUGCUCUACACAGUCAACAUGUCCAACAGGGUGUGCUUCCUGCUCUUAGGUGGGGUUUAUCUGGUUGGAAUGACUGAUGCUUUAAUACAUACAACACUGGCAUUUCGCUUAUGUUUCUGUGGGCCUAAUGAGAUAAAUCAUUUCUUCUGUGAUAUGCCUCCUCUCCUUCUAUUAUCUUGUUCAGACACACAGGUCAAUGAGUUAGUGAUAUUCACUGUUUUUGGUUUCAUUGAACUGAGCACCAUUUCAGGAGUUCUGGUUUCUUAUUGUUAUAUCAUCCUAUCCGUCGUAAAGAUCCAGUCUGCUGAUGGAAAGUUAAAAGCUUUCUCCACUUGUGCCUCCCAUUUAACUACUGUUGCAAUUUUCCAGGGAACAAUACUCUUCAUGUAUUUUCGGCCAAGUUCUUCAUAUUCUCUAGAUCAAGACAAAAUGAUUUCUUUGUUUUACACCCUUGUGAUUCCCAUGUUGAACCCUCUGAUAUAUAGUUUACGAAACAAGGAUGUGAAAGACGCCUUGGCAAAACUGAAAACUAAAUUUUGUAUUAAGUAA